Molecule: messenger RNA, 5827 nt
Organism: Dalotia coriaria
Lineage: Eukaryota; Metazoa; Arthropoda; Insecta; Coleoptera; Staphylinidae
Gene: na
Product: sodium leak channel non-selective protein na
Exons: 16
Coding region: 248-5599 (1783 amino acids)
Biological process (GO): transmembrane transport; monoatomic ion transport; positive regulation of synaptic transmission, GABAergic
Cellular component (GO): plasma membrane
Molecular function (GO): monoatomic cation channel activity
Source: RefSeq, a predicted model, not a curated record
ACGCAGGAUAGCAGGAUAACUGCGCGCGUUCGCUCAGUCCUUCGGUCGUUAUCCUACUUUUCCCACCUCAAACAAGUCCUUUCCUACAAAAUCUGCACCAGAAAAUGAAAAUUCCGCUUUAAAAAUGUCUAUUUUUUCGCAACUGCAACUUCCACCCACGCAUAGUUGGUAAAACAAGUUCAAAAAUAUUUCUUGGCACGCGUCGUGGUACGAUCGGUUCAAUGUGAAACGUCAGGGAUAAAUUGUUAUGAUGUUGGGGAGGAAACAGAGCCUGAAAGGCGAGCCCGUGCUCGCCGACUACGGACCGGACGAGGCAUUCAACGAGAGCGCUGAUAUCGAAUGGGUCAACAUGAUAUGGGUGCGAAGAUUGAUGCGGUUUUGCGCGCUGCUAAGCUUAGCUUCGAUUUGUUGCAACACGCCAAAGACCUUCGAACGCAUUCCGCCCAUGCAGAUCAUCACAUUUUCGGUGGAUUCGUUUGUCACGUUUUUAUUUACUGCAGAGAUGAUUGCCAAAAUGCACAUUCGGGGAAUACUUAAAGGAGAACGACCUUAUCUAAAGGAUCAUUGGUGUCAAUUUGAUGCAAGUAUGGUGUUCUUCCUAUGGAUUUCCGUCAUUUUACAAAUAUUUGAAUUGACUGAAGUUGUGCCAAAGUACAGCUACUUAUCGAUUUUAAGAGCACCGAGACCACUGAUCAUGAUUCGAUUUUUAAGAGUAUUUCUUAAAUUUUCUAUGCCAAAAUCACGAAUUAAUCAAAUCUUCAAACGAUCGAGUCAACAAAUUUACAAUGUCACCUUGUUCUUUUUAUUCUUUAUGUCCCUCUAUGGAUUAUUGGGUGUCCAGUUUUUUGGGGAACUAAAAAAUCACUGCGUACUAAAUACAACUGAACCAGGGAAUAUCACUAUCAAUUCUUUAGCGAUUCCAGACACGUUUUGUUCGGUUGAUCCAAAUUCCGGUUAUCAAUGUCCCGUUGGAAUGAAAUGUAUGAAACUUGGAUUGUCGAGAUAUAUCAUGGGCUUCAAUGGAUUUGACGAAUUUGUGACGAGUUUUUUUACGGUUUACCAAGCUUCUUCGCAAGAAGGAUGGGUUUUCAUCAUGUACCGAGCAAUUGACAGCUUACCCGGAUGGCGAGCAGUCUUAUACUUCAGUACAAUGAUUUUCUUUCUUGCCUGGCUGGUAAAGAACGUUUUCAUUGCUGUUAUCACUGAAACAUUCAACGAGAUACGUGUACAAUUCCAACAAAUGUGGGGUGUACGAGGGAAUAUACAACAUUCAACAGCGUCACAAAUAUUCACCGGUGAUGAUCGUGGUUGGAAGUUGGUAACCCUAGACGAUAAUAAACACGCUGGACUCGCCCCGGAAAUUUGCCAUCAAAUAUUGCGUUCACCACAAUUUCGCUUAGCUGUAAUGGGUGUAAUACUAGCAAAUGGCGCAGUUACGGCCACAUUACGUUUCAAACACGAUGGCACUCCUCGAAGCGCCUUCUAUGAAAAGUAUUACUACUCAGAAAUCGGCUUUACUAUACUUUUAAACCUGGAAACAGCGUUUAAAAUCUGGUGUCUGGGAUGGCGAGGAUAUUGGAAACAUUCAAUUCAUAAAUUUGAACUUUUGCUGGCAAUUGGGACCAGUAUUCACAUCAUUCCAUAUUUCUACAUGUCUGGUUUUACUUACUUUCAAGUAUUACGAGUUGUAAGAUUGAUCAAAGCUUCUCCACUGCUGGAAGAUUUUGUAUACAAAAUCUUUGGUCCCGGAAAGAAAUUGGGCAGUCUGAUUAUCUUCACUAUGUGUUUACUGAUCAUUUCUUCAAGUAUAUCAAUGCAACUCUUUUGCUUUCUCUGCGGUUUUACAAAAUUCGAAACUUUCGCCGAGGCUUUCAUGAGCAUGUUCCAGAUUUUGACACAGGAAGCAUGGGUGGAAGUUAUGGACGAAACUAUGUUAUUGACACCACCAACAAUUGCGCCACUAGUUGCAGUGUAUUUUAUUCUGUACCAUCUUUUCGUCACUUUGAUUGUGUUAAGUUUGUUCGUCGCUGUAAUCUUAGACAACUUGGAGUUGGAUGAAGACAUUAAAAAACUAAAACAACUAAAAUAUCGUGAACAAAGCGCUGAAAUCAAAGAAACACUGCCGUUUCGUCUUCGAAUCUUUGAAAAGUUCCCAGACAGUCCACUUAUGGUUACUUUACACAAAGUACCAUCCGAUUUUAGCCUGCCUAAAGUCCGAGAAAGUUUUAUGCGACAGUUUGUAUUCGAAACUGAAAAUGGCGAAAAUUCCGAAGGACUUAAAAAACUUAGCGAGGAAAUAUUUGAUUCGAAAAUUAUCUAUCGCAAACAACGACCGCUCAAAAUUCUAAACAACAACAUUCCGAAAGUUCGAGUGAUAAACUUCAAAUUGAAGAAGACUUCUGUUGCUCACAUUAUUAAUGAUUCAAAUAAUCAAAGAUUAAUGCUUGGUGACUCUUCAAUGAUACCGGUCCCUGGCACAAAAGUACCAUUAAAACCACAGGGUACCAUCAACAGUAUGAAACAAUUACGUAUUGAUCCCAAGAAGUUUGGUUCUCGGUCGAUUCGAAGGAGCGUGCGAAGCGGAUCCAUUAAACUAAAGCAGACCUACGAGCAUCUGAUGGAGAAUGGUGACAUAGGAGUCAACAGAGUAACAUCUGCACGUGCAAGGCCUCAUGAUUUGGAUAUUAAACUACUUCAGGCAAAACGACAACAAGCUGAAAUGAGGAGGAAUCAACGGGAGGAAGAUUUGCGUGAGAAUCAUCCCUUCUUUGAUACGCCAUUAUUUGCUGUACCUCGUGAGAGUAGAUUCAGGAAAAUAUGUCAAUUGAUUGUGUAUGCAAGGUAUGAUGCUCGAUUAAAAGAUCCUUUGACGGGAAAAGAACGAAAAGUACAAUAUAAAACUCUACAUAACUUUUUGGGACUAGUAACCUACCUUGAUUGGGUAAUGGUAAUGAUGACAACAUUAUCAUGUUUCUCCAUGAUGUUUGAAACACCUUACUAUCGUGUAAUGGAAAAUUACAGCCUACAAUUAGCUGAAUACAGUUUUGUUAUCUUCAUGAGCAUGGAACUAGCUUUGAAAAUACUAGCAGAUGGUUUAUUCUUCACUCCGAAAGCAUACAUCAAAGAUUGUGCAGCCAUUUUGGAUGUGUUUAUUUACCUUGUAAGUCUUGUAUUUUUAAUCUGGAUGCCAAGAAAAGUCCCACCUAAAUCCGGUGCACAACUACUGAUGAUUCUACGAUGUUUGAGACCGUUACGGAUAUUCACAUUGGUUCCACACAUGAGAAAAGUGGUUUCGGAAUUAUGCAGAGGAUUCAAAGAGAUUUUGCUAGUAUCAACAUUACUUAUAUUGUUGAUGUUUGUGUUUGCAAGUUACGGUGUUCAGUUGUAUGGAGGAAGAUUGGCUCGUUGCAAUGACCCGACAAUUCAGAAACGUGCAGAUUGUGUUGGUGUCUUCAUGCGGAGAGUAUUCGUAACCAAAAUGAAGUUGAAACCAGGACCAGAUGAAUCCUAUCCGUCAAUAUUGGUACCACGAGUGUGGGCCAAUCCAAAACGUUUCAAUUUUGAUAAUAUUGGAGAUGCAAUGCUGGCUUUGUUUGAAGUAUUAUCUUUCAAAGGAUGGUUGGAUGUUAGGGACGUUCUCAUCAAAGCGUUGGGACCAGUUCAUGCUAUCUACAUCCACAUCUACAUUUUCAUAGGCUGCAUGAUUGGUUUGACAUUGUUCGUCGGCGUAGUUAUUGCUAACUAUUCAGAGAACAAAGGCACUGCUUUACUCACUGUUGAUCAAAGACGUUGGUGUGAUUUGAAGAAGCGUUUGAAGAUUGCUCAACCUUUGCAUUUACCACCAAGGCCAGAUGGGAAAAAAUUCAGAGCGUUUAUCUAUGAUAUUACACAGAAUUUGAAGUUUAAAAGGCUUGUGGCAGUUAUGGUGCUGAUUAAUAGUUCAUUACUCAGUGUUACAGUGAGUACCAUUUUCAAAAAUAGUGUUUACAUUAUUAAAACUUGUUUUAUUAUAUUACAGUGGAACAAAGAACAUUCCUACACUGUAAUCCUAGCAUAUAUUAAUGUCACGUGCAUAUUAAUGUUUGUAGUGGAAGUGGUGAUGAAAAAUAUUGCGUUUACACCACGUGGAUAUCUUCAAUCAAGAAGAAAUCGUUAUGAUUUGUUUGUAACUGUCACUGGAGUCGUUUGGGUGUUUUCACAUGCUGCAUUUACGAAUGAUUUAUCAUAUUUUAUUGGAUUCAUGGUGGUCAUACUGAGAUUCUUCACAAUUACUGGAAAACACGCUACUUUAAAGAUGUUAAUGUUAACAGUGGGUGUUUCAGUCUGCAAAUCCUUCUUUAUCAUCUUUGGAAUGUUCUUACUGGUGUUUUUCUACGCCUUGGCUGGUACUAUAAUAUUCGGUACAGUUAAAUAUGGAGAAGGCAUCGGUAGACGAGCAAAUUUUGAAUCAGCCGUGACUGGCGUCGCCAUGUUAUUCAGAAUAGUAACAGGUGAAGAUUGGAAUAAAAUAAUGCAUGACUGUAUGGUCCAACCGCCAUAUUGCACACCUGCUGAUAACUAUUGGGAAACCGAUUGUGGCAACUUCAGUGGUUCAUUAAUCUACUUCUGCACAUUCUAUGUUAUAAUCACUUAUAUCGUGCUAAAUCUACUAGUGGCUAUUAUCAUGGAGAACUUUUCCCUGUUUUAUUCCAAUGAAGAAGACGCAUUACUCUCGUAUGCUGACAUAAGAAACUUUCAAAACACUUGGAACGUGGUAGACAUUCAUCAACGUGGUGUUAUUCCAGUCAGGAGAGUAAAGUUCAUUCUACGAUUACUCAAAGGACGCUUAGAAGUAGAUCCACAAAAAGAUAGACUGCUUUUUAAACAUAUGUGUUAUGAAUUGGAACGUUUACACAAUGGAGAAGAUGUUACAUUCCAUGAUGUCAUCAAUAUGUUGUCGUAUCGUUCUGUGGAUAUAAGAAAAGCACUACAAUUAGAAGAGCUCCUUGCAAGAGAAGAGUUUGAAUAUAUUAUUGAAGAAGAAGUAGCUAAGCAAACAAUAAGAACAUGGCUUGAAGGUUGUUUAAAGAAGAUACGUUCCCAAAAUAACAAACAAAAUAGUUUGAUUGCUGGUCUCCGAGCAACAAACGAAGUUCUACAGGUUCUGGACACUCCAGAAGAAGUGAAAAAUGGUACACCUGAUCGUGAGAGUGACGGUGAGAAAGAAAAUGAAGCACCGCCGCGUGUUAAACCCAAACAAAUCAACUUACCAAGAUCAGAUAGUAUCGGUAGUAAUUCCGGAAGGAAAUAUCUUGCACCAACUUUAUCUGAUCCAGCGGCACGGACUGAUAAAGAACGUUUAUCGACUAAAAAGAAGAAUAAUCGACCAGCGGUGAUUCGUAUUGCUAAUAAAACGAAUUCAGAGAGUGUUCCUCACUUUCCAACUAUUGUUAGUAAGACAUUGGCUCAUCUUAGCGAGAACAGUGAAGCAAAUCGCAUGCCUCGAGAUAUGUACAACACCAAAUCAACUCUACCAAAAGUUAACAAUGCUAUGCAUGAGAUAAGAGAUUGGUGGAGUGAACAACUAAGUUAUCAGUCGCAAUCCAGCGAUGACGAAUAAAAAAUCGUCGACGUUGCUAUUAAUAAAAUUUUUAUUGAGUUUAUUGGUGGUUUACAAGUGAUUGAAAGUAGAAAUAUUCUAUAGAAUUUUGUUAUUUCUUUGUUCUCUAUUGAAUUAUAUAUUUUAUUAAUGAUUAUAUUGAAUGUGCCAAUUUUAGAGACUUUAUUGUUAAAUGAAUAUGUAUUAAAUGUGGUAUACACAUGAAAUAAAAAGAAAUCAAUGUGCCAA